This is a messenger RNA of Larimichthys crocea (large yellow croaker), 1780 nucleotides long. RefSeq names its product cleavage and polyadenylation specific factor 4 (gene cpsf4). Lineage: Eukaryota; Metazoa; Chordata; Actinopteri; Sciaenidae. Bases 324 to 1124 code for a protein of 266 amino acids. The transcript is spliced from 8 exons. The record is from RefSeq and is a predicted model, not a curated record. Gene Ontology annotation, molecular function: zinc ion binding; RNA binding.
AGCCGUUAGCGCUCGAGGAUCGACUGGUCUCGUCUUAUCCCGCGAGGUCAGAGGUCAGUGCGCGCGCCUCCUCCGACCCAUCCGACAGAACAAGGAGCCGCUCGUGACUCAAAGUUACACACCGACCGCGGUUCCCGGUUCUCCGCCUCCAAACGGCUCCGUGAAGCUUCAGACACCGGCGGCUGACCCGGUUCCUGCGCGCGGAGCUCGCUCCAGCUCAUCGGUUAGCCUAGCUAGCCUCGUUAGCCACUUUAGCUGCUCCUCCUGAAGCUAACUCGGCUAACCCGUCCGACCGGACCGGAGCUCGGCGAACCGACGCAGACAUGCAGGACUUACUGGCCAACGUGGAUCACAUCAAGUUCGACCUGGAGAUCGCUGUGCAGCAGCAGCUCGGGGCGCAGCCUCUCCCCUUCCCCGGCAUGGACAAGUCCGGGUCCGCUGUGUGCGAGUUCUUCAUGAGAGCAGCGUGUAUAAAAGGUGGGAUGUGUCCGUUCCGCCACAUCAGUGGAGAGAAGACGGUGGUGUGUAAGCACUGGCUCAGAGGACUGUGUAAGAAAGGAGACCAGUGCGAGUUUCUCCACGAAUACGACAUGACCAAGAUGCCCGAGUGCUACUUCUACUCAAAGUUUGGUGAGUGUAGCAACAAGGAAUGUCCGUUCCUGCACAUUGAUCCCGAAUCCAAGAUCAAAGACUGUCCGUGGUACGAUCGAGGCUUCUGCAAACACGGUCCGGACUGCAGACACAGACACACGAGAAGAGUGAUCUGUGUCAACUACCUGGUGGGCUUCUGUCCGGAAGGAAAAUCCUGUAAAUUUAUGCACCCUCGUUUUGAACUGCCUAUGGGAGCUUCUGAGCAGCCGCCUCUACCACAGCAAACCCAGAACCAGACAAAGCCCGUGCCCACUAUCGGCCGCUCGUCGCUCUCUCUAAUCCAGCUGACCAACUCCAGUCCAGGCCAGCGGCCGCAGAAUCACACACCGAUGGCCGCCACUCAGCAAAAUAACAUGACCGGCAACAGAGGGCCGCGGCCGCUGGACCAGGUCACCUGCUACAAGUGUGGUGAGAAGGGUCACUACGCCAACAAAUGCACUAAAGGCCAUCUUGCCUUCUUGAGCGGACAGUAGCCUUCAGCCUCGAGGUCAUCACAGUGGUGCACCUCGGUUCCCUCCUGAUGUGAGCAGCAGAGGGGAAGCCUCUUUGCUUCACUUAAAGACUUUAACUGCCCGUGUUGUGCGGCAGUAAGAAAAGAUCAACAAAGCUACGAUUUCUAUUUUUCCCACCGUGGACACGUGAAAACAAGAAGACACAGAAGAGAUCAGUCUGUGUGGCUGUGGUUCAAUGACUCGCGGGUUAGUCUGCAGUGUUUUCUACAAUGUUUGUACUGUAAUAUUUAAAUACACACCACACCCAGCAGAGGGGCAGCGCUGCUGCGGGUCAUGUGACUGCAUCAGUGACACCAGACCAGUUCUGUUCUGUGUAAACGAAAUAAAAAGUGACCAAUGCCAGUAGGAAUGUAAUUUUGCAAUAAUGUUUGUUCGAGCCCAAAUCCACCCUGCAAUAGUUUGUAUUCUUACGUCGCCACAUUUUAAACUCUUAACGACACAUUUUAAAUCCUGGAAGUGGUAAAUUAUCGGGCGUGUGCUGAGGUUCUGUUAGAUCUGAAAGAAAAUUCAAAUUGUUGCCAUAGGACGGGUGGAGCUCAUCUCAAACAGGCAUCUCAAGAUACGUUUCAUUGUGGAUACAAUCUGUGCAGUGUGUACAAAUAAAUGUUCUUGUUACA